Sinocyclocheilus grahami is the source of this 3507-nucleotide messenger RNA. RefSeq names its product transmembrane 9 superfamily member 1 (gene tm9sf1). Gene Ontology annotation, cellular component: membrane. Bases 763 to 2586 code for a protein of 607 amino acids. The transcript is spliced from 10 exons. Lineage: Eukaryota; Metazoa; Chordata; Actinopteri; Cypriniformes; Cyprinidae. Gene Ontology annotation, biological process: protein localization to membrane. The record is from RefSeq and is a predicted model, not a curated record.
AAUGGUUUCGCGUCUCGCUUUCAACCACACACACAAACACAACCGCGCCACAAAGUGUCGUCAGUUUCGCGCGGAUUCUAGUACAGGCAUAAAUAAUCGAAUUCCUGUGGCAGACGAUGGAAUCGAUUUCUCAAAAUUGUCUAGUUCAGACUUCACAAGGAAGAACAACAGAACGUGCGGUGCAACUCGAUCGAUUAGUCAGGACUGGUAAGACAUCAACGAGAGCGAAGGAAUUUUUCUUCUUAAAACUCAUGAUAAACGGUUUAUUUGAUUGAAACCACACUUAAAGCGGUGGAUUAAUGAUGCAGAGACUUGUCGGAGCGGUGCAGGUGUUGCGCUGUAGCCCCGCCCACCCCGGAAGAUCCCAAUAAGGGUGUUUUUAUUUGUUAAGGUGACGUGGAUUCGCUGUGCGCCGCUGCUGAUCUCGAGCUCUCGGCUGUUUCAUCCAAGAGCUAAACGCAAAGAUCGGAUGUCUUCAAUCACCAGCAAUGUCCGGGUAUGAUAUUACACAUACGGGAGUGCUGUUGACUGGAUUUUGAAAAGAAAGAAGCCAUUCUGAGGAAUCGGAGGAAGCAUCUGAAACAGCUGAAGACGUUGGAAAGAUGGGCCUAUUUUUGCAUUAGGAGACUCAAUAAAACCUGAUUUCGGUAACACUUUAUUUUACAGUGCCCUUGUUGCACACGUUGUACUUUCUAUAGGAAUAUCAGUUAAUUAUGCAUGAUUUCAAGCAACUAAACCAAACCCCAACACUGUAGUGUUGUCAUGACAGCAAGACUGGAAUGUUCAGGCCCGUGUGUCGCUGGUCGAUCCAUGAGGCUCUGUGUGCUGAUUCUGUGCUUGCUGCCUCGCUUUGGCUGGGCAGUCGGUUACAAACAAGGCGAUCCGGUGAUCCUGUACGUUAACAAAGUUGGUCCGUAUCACAACCCCCAGGAAACCUAUCACUAUUACACCCUGCCAGUCUGUAGACCUAAAGAGGUCCGGCAUAAAGCCUUGAGUCUGGGAGAGGUGUUGGAUGGAGACCGUAUGGCUGAGUCUCUUUACAACAUCCGUUUCAAGGAAAACACUGAGAGACAGAUGCUGUGCAAGCUCACUCUCUCUGAGAAAGAGGUGGAUCAGUUGCGAGAGGCGAUCGAGGAGCUGUAUUACUUCGAGUUUGUCCUAGAUGACAUUCCCAUCUGGGGUUUUGUGGGAUACAUGGAAGAGAGUGGAUUCCUACCUCACAGCCACAAGGUGGGGUUGUGGACACACUUGGAUUUCAAUAUAGAGUACAACGGCGACUCUGUGAUCUUCGCCAACGUGUCUGUGAAGGACGUGAAGCCAGAGCCAUUAGAGGAAGGUGGGGGAGGCCAUGGUGUCGGCAGCGGUGGUCUGACGGUCACUCACACCUACAGCGUGCGCUGGUUUGAGAGUACGUUGCCCCAUUCGCGCAGGGCAGAGCGCCUUAGAGACUAUUCCUUCUUUCCUAAGACUCUGGAAAUCCACUGGCUGUCCAUCAUCAACUCACUAGUGCUGGUGGUGCUGCUGCUGGGCUUCGUCAUCAUCAUCCUCAUGAGGGUGCUGAAGAACGACUUUGCCAGGUAUAAUGUAGAGGAAGAUGGUGGCUGUGACGACCUGGAUCAGGGGGAUAACGGAUGGAAAAUCAUCCACACAGAUGUCUUUCGCUUCCCACCAUAUAAGAGCCUCCUGUGUGCUGUAUUAGGGGUCGGGGCGCAGUUUCUGACUCUGGUCACAGGAAUCAUUGUCAUGGCACUGCUGGGGAUGUUUAACGUCCAUCGUCAUGGUGCCAUAAACUCGGCAGCGAUUGUAUUGUACGCUCUGACCAGCUGUGUGUCAGGUUACUGUUCCUGCAGCUUCUACACACAGAUUCAGGGCCAGCGCUGGGUCUGGAAUAUUAUCCUCACCUCCGCGCUCUUCUCUGCCCCUCUCUUUUUCACCUGGAGUGUGGUGAACUCUGUUCACUGGUGGAGUGGAUCGACUCAGGCCCUGCCUGCCACCACUGUGCUUCUGCUGCUUGGUGCCUGGGUGCUGGUGGGUUUCCCCCUCACCGUCAUUGGUGGAAUCGUUGGAAAGAACAGAGCAGGCAACUUCCAGGCCCCGUGUCGCACACGUAACAUACCUCGCCAGAUCCCCCAGCAGCCCUGGUACAAACACACGGCUGUGCACAUGGCCAUCGGAGGCUUCCUGCCUUUCAGUGCCAUCUCAGUAGAACUGUACUACAUCUUUGCCACCGCGUGGGGUCGUGAACACUACACACUCUACGGCAUCCUGUUGUGUGUGUUUGCCAUCCUGCUCUCAGUGGGCGCCUGCAUCUCUGUGGCCCUCACCUACUUCCUGCUCUCAGGCGAGGACUACCGCUGGUGGUGGAGAAGUGUUCUUAGCACCGGCUCCACUGGCAUCUUUAUAUUUGUUUACUCUCUCUUCUACUACCACAAUCGCUCCAACAUGAGCGGCCUUGUACAGAGCGUCGAAUUCUUUGGAUAUUCCUUGCUCACUGCAUUUGUUUUCUCGCUCAUGCUGGGAACGGUCUCCUUCUGGGCUUCUCUGGCUUUUAUUCGUUACAUCUACCGUAGCCUUAAGAUGGACUGAGUUUGUUUCCUCUCAAGCAGAGCCCCUCAAAUGGGGAAGAGACUCAUGGACCAGGUCCUCGUGGAACCCUGCAUGUGCAGGUUUUGUGUUGCUGAAGUAUCAAACUAUCAAAGCUGUUUCUGAUGCCAGUCUUAAAAGGAAGGGAAUAGACAAUGUGACUGACUAAAGACUAAUUUUAUUUUGUUUUGCUCACCAACACCCUGACACUUAAUUCACAUAUAUAUAUAUAUAUGUUGCUAGAUUAUAUGCACAUCAAAUACAGACGUAUUUGAGAGUCAUUUUGGAUCGUUUGUGCGGAACUGGAAAGCUUUUCAUACUUCAAAUGUUGCAUACCAAGUAUCCAAGACUUGAAUGUUGCGUUUUGGAUUUUGUUAAUGUAGUGAACAUGACUAAAAUGAUUAAAUGUCAGUUUCAAAACAUAAUGGGAAAGAAUCAGAGGCCUUCAUACGUAUCUAUUGUUUCAAAAGACCAUUGAGGAAAUAAAGCACUUAUAUGUACUGUAGAUGGGUUUACUUGAUGAGUAUAGGUGGAUGUUGGUUAUAUGGAAGGAUAUUAUAAUCGUUGAGCUAAAGAGAUGUCAUAUUGUGUUCAAAGGGUGCCGUAUACACAUUUUGACCAAAAGAGCAGUUUUGGAGUGAAGAUUUAACAUGAGCAAGCUGAAGAAAUGAAGAACUGAUUAUGGAAGCAAUACCAUGCUCUAAAGUCGCCAUCAACUGUGAUCUGUUGAAAUGUAAAUAUACUGUUUUCAAUAAAGUCACUUUUAUUACAGUAAGAGAAAUAAAUGGGGGUGAAAUGCAACAACGCUGGUGUCUAUCAUAUAAAUGUAAAUUGAAAAUGGCGGUGUUAAUUGAUUUCAAGCUCACUCUCAAACAUGUCUUGCCCUUUUGACCCUUGUUCUUAUACACUACCGUUACAAAGUUU